AUGCCGAGCAAAAAUACGACCCAUUACAUCCUGCUCGAUUCAGUCAACACGCUCAGCCCGGCAGACCUGGAGCGGCUGCUGCGGGCGAUUCAACAGCGCGACCAGGGCAUGCCCAGCCGCGUGAGAGUGCUUACCAUCGAUAUUACAAAACACAACAAACCUGACAUCAAAGCCUUCAUUGUGGAGGAGCUGAAGCGCAAGGGGAUCUUCCAGGGCGCAGACGAGGACUCGCAGCGAAGGAAAACGAUGGUCGAAGAGCGACUCUGGGUGCGAUCCAACAAUUCGUAUUUGACCAUUCAACAGGAUCUUCGCAAGGUUGAAGAGAUCAUCACCUCGGGUGGCACGGAGGAAGAGCUUCACCGGGUGUUGCACGAGUCCAGCACGGAUCCAAAGGAGCUGGUCCGAGCGGAAAUCGAAGGAUUGGAAGCGAUGCUCAAAGCGCGCGAGAUUGAGGAAAUCAAUGAGCUACUGGUCUGGGUUAUAGCUAGCGACAAAUCCAUGCUUCUGGUGGAACUGGAAGCGGCCUUGUUCCUCCGCUUCAAGACCGUCUCUCUCCAGCCGCUCGACAAAAAGAUCACGGGAAAAUACUCCAAGAUCUUUACCUUGAUCUACGGGAAGUACCUGGCAUUGAAAGAUCAUGUGCGAGACUGCGUUGUUGCCCAACGAGACAGGCCCAGACAGUCCGCGGAUGACCCCAAGAUCACGGCCACGAUCAGCAUCACCAACGGCGAUCUCAAGUUGGUCCAGCGCUUCUUCUGGGAUUUGAACCACUACUCCUUCCUAGGCGGAUUUGCGUUUGAGCCAACUUCCGAUCAGACAAACGUAGGCCAACGGAAGAUCCAGGUGUACGAAGCUGAUGCUCACCUCGAGAUUGUCAAAAGAACCUUCGAUAUCCUUUCACAACCGGUGGUCGAUGAAAGGGGCAAGGCACUGGUUCCGUACCUGAUGCGAUCCCUCACAACCCAUCUCAAGGCCUUAUCCGAGGUAACCGGGCUGGACGAGCUGCAGCCCGCAGACAAGCAGUUCAUUGGAUCGCAUGUCUACGAGAUGUUCAACGAGGGUGAUGUCAUCGAGCGGAAUUGGGAUUUCUGCUACGCAGUCCGCUGGUACGAGCGGGAUGACGAGAUGGACAUCUUCUGGGAGUGGUUGGAUGACCCAGUGGCCAUCGCUGGCCUAGGGCCUCGGGACAAACGAUGGCUGGCAGAGUUAAAGAAAGACAAAAAGCAUCGCAACUCGGGUCUGUUGACGCCGGCCAUGACCAUGGUUGCUCGAAAUUGGCUGCAGGACACCAAAUGGUCCACCUUCAGGGUAUUCAGAUGGAUCAGGGGAUUCCUGCGCCUGGGCGCCGAGCCACAGCAGGAGGAUCGGACCACCGUGGCCGAGCAGACUGGGAAGUCGGACACCGGAAGCGGGCGAAUCAUCAUAUAUGACAACGAUUCAAACGUGCGAAAGAUCCUCAAAGCUGAGCAGUGGUGCAAGCAGCUCUUGGGUGUUACUGAAUUAGACUACACCUGGUGUAUCCGGUUAGGGGACACCUACGCUGACGUGCGCGAGUAUGACGCUGCGAGCGAGCAGUACAAGAAGGCUGCCGAAAUUCUCCAGGCUCAAGACCCCAUCGACAAGGAGCAGCUGCGAGACGUGUUCAAAACCCUCGCUGAAUUUGCAACCGACCCCGAUUAUGCCUUGGAAUAUCUGAAGGAAGCCGCCAGGCUGGAUGCAGAAGACGUGGAAAUCCCCUGUGCGAUGCUCCGGCAAUGUAUAACCAGCAAAAACGAGGAUGAGGCGCGAGUCCCAGGCACGCAAUCCACCUUGUUGAUGGCCAUGCUGUCCACGGCUCUGGGCAAGGGGAACGAGAUUGAUAUGUUGGCCGUAUUUAACGCAGUCUUUUCGGUCGUCUCCUCUUCCGCGGAACUGCGGGCAAUCUUCCAGCAUGAGAUGGAGGUAGCAAUCGUGGCUGCGCGAACGGAAGGCAAGAACGAGGAGCUUGCGACUCUGCUAUUCCAGCUCGCCAGUGAUCUGCGCGAGUGUUUGAACACCAUCCGGGAGAGGGUCGCAGAGGAAGACCGAUAUCGGCUUGACUUCAUCAAGCAGAGUGCUAUUGACCGUCUCAGCAUGGUUUAUUUCGACCGGGCCAUACAAACGGAGGGCGAGGAACCAGAGGCUGACGUGGAGAGAUUGCGGCAGGUUCACAUGAACGACCCUGCGGCCAAAAUCCCCAAGUCAGCGCUUGCAUCACUGUAUUCGAUCAAGGGACAGAGGGAUAAGGCUCGUGACAUAUCCCGAGCGGAGAUAGUAGAAGCAUUCAACAUUCUGGCGGAUGAUGACAUCUUGAACGAUCUAGACGGAUUCGUCGCGCUUCGUAACCUUCUGAACCACACUGGGGAUUAUGAGAAUGCCCUGCGAGCUGCCCUGCUGCUGCCGGAGUUACGAUUCGAUGGCACAGUCCUCACAACGCUUCUUGCCGGAGAAGGCCCCUCAAUGGAAGCAGUCAGCGAGGAACUAGUCCAGUACUAUGACCGGGAGUGUCCAGACACAGACAGGCACUGGGAAAGUCUGACUAAGGUCUGGAGAGAAGCCAGCAAAUUAGCCGAUGAAGCAGAUGCCGCUAGCGAGAGGGCCGCUUGCCUAGACCGGGUGCAAAAGCUCCUUGCAAAACUCGAGAGAGAAAUUGAGUGCUCGCUCCCUGGCAAUACCUGCAACCGGUACUGGGACUAUGACAACGGUCUUCAUGCCUGCAAGUAUUGCUACAAUGUGUUCCUGUGCAAUGGCUGCUGGGACGAGCUGAGGUCAGGCAAAGCAGGCAAAGGUUUGGUAUGCAGUAGUACACAUGCCUGGUAUCCGUUACCGCCAUGGACGAUGGAGAAGUAUUUACAAACUUGUCAAGGGUUGGUUCGCAUGAAAACAGACAAUGGAGGCGAGGAGUUGGUCUCCGUGUCAGAAUGGCUGCGGACGUUGUGCGAGGAAUGGGGACUGUCCAAGGCGGACUGGGAUUUUGAGUAG
Messenger RNA from Aspergillus fumigatus Af293, 3000 nucleotides. Its product is annotated as tetratricopeptide repeat protein. The coding region runs from base 1 to 3000 and encodes 999 amino acids. Gene Ontology annotation, molecular function: protein binding. The record is from RefSeq and is a predicted model, not a curated record. The transcript is spliced from 6 exons. NCBI's taxonomy places the organism in Eukaryota, Fungi, Ascomycota, Eurotiomycetes, Eurotiales, Aspergillaceae.